AUGUCAUACGGAAACGAUCGCUACGGUGGUGACGACGGCAACUACUCCGGCCGUAACGAAGGCAACUACGGUGGCCGUGAUGAGUACGGUGGCCGUGAUGAGUACGGCGGCAACAGCAACAGAGGUGGAUACGGCGGCGGCGGUCGCCAGGAGUAUGGCAACUCUCAAGGAGAAUUCGGUGGACAAAGACACGGCGGUCAGAACGAUGGCUACGGUCAAGGAAACUCCGAAUAUGGCGGCCAGAACCGCCGCGACGAUGACUCUGGCUAUGACCAGCGUAGAGAUGAGCUGAGAAACCACGCACAAUCAGGUUACGGUUCGGUCGCCGGCCCUGGAGGCUACGGAAGAGGACAGGAAGGAUAUGGCGGCCCUGGCGACAGAGUUGACUCCAACAACCCUGAAAGCAGAUAUGGCUCUGGUUACGACGACGGCGAUCGCUACAACGGCCGCAACGAUGGAGGUUACGGCGGCGGCAAUGGUGGCCAGGGACACUCGAGUGGCACCUCCUAUGGCGGCGUCCCUGGUGGCUCCGAUGACUACUCGUCCGCAGCUCACACCGCAGCCCAGCAUGCUGGCAAUUCUGGCGACUCGAACCUGUUUAGCACUGCCCUUGGCAUGCUCUCGGGCCACAAGGCACAGCAGGAAGAUGUUGAUGAAGACGAUGCUAUCAGACAGCACCAGCAGUUCUACGGCGGAGCUGGCCAGCCUCAUCCAGCCAGUUCUGGCAGCAUGGGUUCGGCCGCCGCUAUGCAGGCCCUCAAGAUGUUCAACCAGGGAGGCAGCUCGUCCGGAAGCGGAUCCAAGAGCCAGAACGACUUUAUCGGUCUUGCCAUGUCCCAAGCUGCUAAGCUCUUUGACCAGCAAAGCUCCCAGGGCAACGUGCACCAGCAAGCUUCAAAGCAGGACGCCGUCUCCUCUGCUGCUCAGAUGGCCCUCAAGAUGUACAUGAAGAGCCAGGGCGGUGGCGGUAACAGCAGCGGUGGCGGCCUCAUGGGCCUCAUGAGCAAGUUCAUGUAA
Molecule: messenger RNA, 1017 nt
Organism: Aureobasidium vineae
Lineage: Eukaryota; Fungi; Ascomycota; Dothideomycetes; Dothideales; Saccotheciaceae
Source: the annotation of a GenBank genome assembly